AUGGAGACGCCAGACAUGAUCGCCGGCCUCACCUGGAACCUGGCCGUCUGCACCUCUCUCGCAUGCUGGCUCGUCUACGCCGUCUGCUUGGGCGUCUACCGGCUGCGGUACAGUCCCAUUGCGCACCUGCCCGGCCCCAAGCUCGCCGCGCUGACGCAGUACUAUGAAUUCUACUACGACAUUAUACUCGGUGGCCAGUACACCUUUCGCAUCGUCGAGAUGCACAAGGAGUACGGUCCGGUCGUGAGGAUCAAUCCCUGGGAGGUCCAUGUCAGUGAUCACGACUUUCACCCGGAGCUCUACGCCGGGCCGCACCGCCGUCGCCACAAGUGGUUGUUCUGGGCAAAACAGUUUGGAGCUCCUCACAGUGGCUUGGCGACUCUAGACCACGACCAUCAUCGACUCCGACGAACCCCUCUGAAUCAAUUCUUCUCGACCAAGAGCGUUCGUGAUCUCCAACCCAUCCUCGAAGAGCGGGUGGAUCGGCUCCUGGGUCGCCUGCGCGACGAAGGAAAGAAACGUUCGACGGAGCCGAUGAAUAUCAUGUAUCCGUUCUCUGCUUACACCAAUGACGUCAUCAACGAAUACGCAUUUGCGCGCAGCGACCAUCUCAGAGCCCGACUUUGGCGCUCACACCACGGACAGCCUGCUCCAAGGCACACAUAUGGGGGCCCCAUUAUCAAGCACAUGAACUGGGCCCUUACCCUCGUCAACGCCCUGCCGGAAUCAAUUUCCGGUCGCUGGGUACCUGGUUGGGACGGCUGGCUAAAGCUGAAAAACGAUGUACGCCACCAAAUUGACGACAUCAAGGCCACCAAGGGCACCAAGCACUGGGAGCUCGACGUUAGCCACCCGACCAUUUUCCACGAGCUGCUAUCUUCAGAUCUACUACCCGAUGUCGAAAAGGAGACGGCGCGGCUCGCCCAGGACGGCCAGAUCCUUGUCCAGGGCGGCACGCUGACCACCUCCUGGACGCUCUCCCUCGCCGUCUUCCACCUGUGCCACCGCCCUGAGACACUGACUCGGCUGCGCGACGAGCUCUUCGCGGCCAUACCGGACCGCAACGCCGAGGUGCCCCUGGCCCAGCUAGAGAGCCUACCGUACCUGCGCGCCGUCGUCAAGGAGGCGCUGCGGCACGGCGUCGGCACCAGCAGCCGGCUCUCGCGUAUCGCGCCCGACGAGUCCUUUGACGUGGCUGACCCCGCCACCGGGCACUCGCACCACAUCCCCGCCGGCACUGUCAUCAGCAUGAGCCCGUACCGCACCAUUAUGAACGACGUCAUCUUCCCGGACCCGCUCGGCUUCCACCCGGAGCGCUGGCUUGACGAGGACGCCCGCCUCGACGGUUACCUCAUCAUGUUUGGCGGCGGCACCCGCGUCUGCCUGGGCCAAGCCCUCGCCCAGGCCGAGCUGCAUCUCAUGCUCGCUAAGCUCUUUCGCCGCUGGGGCAGCGGAGGUGUCGUCGGCGGCGACCCGACGGGCGACCGCCGCGAAGGUGACAUUGGCAUGUUUCGCAUCUUUGAGACGACACCGCGAGACUGCCAGAUGGCGUCGGAUUAUUUUAUCCCUAUUCCUUACAAGGGAAGCAAGGGUCUGCGAUUUCUUCUGGAGGCAUGUUGA
This is a messenger RNA of Cordyceps militaris CM01, 1620 nucleotides long. RefSeq names its product Cytochrome P450. The transcript has 7 exons. Gene Ontology annotation, molecular function: heme binding; iron ion binding; oxidoreductase activity, acting on paired donors, with incorporation or reduction of molecular oxygen. The coding region runs from base 1 to 1620 and encodes 539 amino acids. NCBI's taxonomy places the organism in Eukaryota, Fungi, Ascomycota, Sordariomycetes, Hypocreales, Cordycipitaceae. The record is from RefSeq and is a predicted model, not a curated record.